Neltuma alba is the source of this 3728-nucleotide messenger RNA. RefSeq names its product nodulation receptor kinase-like. The record is from RefSeq and is a predicted model, not a curated record. Gene Ontology annotation, biological process: protein phosphorylation. Bases 262 to 3036 code for a protein of 924 amino acids. The transcript has 15 exons. Gene Ontology annotation, molecular function: protein kinase activity; ATP binding; protein binding. Lineage: Eukaryota; Viridiplantae; Streptophyta; Magnoliopsida; Fabales; Fabaceae.
CCCCAUCCAAACAAAGUCUAGUUCUUAUGGUUUAAGAUUCAUUUGGAGGAAACGACAGAAAUGUUUGAGGUCAUGGACUAUUGUUCAGAUUGAACAAGGCCUUUUCUUUCAUCUAAAUCACCAGGAAACUAAAGAGUUCCGACUCCAGAUUGAUAUGACAGACAAAGAUUGAUCGAUGGAUUCUAGAAGAUGAGAAGUUAGUGAUUGGCAUGGAUUCAUGUUUGACAAAACCCCCUUAGGUGACCUUUCUUUCAGAAAAAAAUGGAGGAAUUGGAUAACCAGGGUUUAAGGCUUGUUGUGGUUUAUAUCCUUUGCCUUCUUCUGUUUAUCAGAUCAGCUUUUGCAAGUGAAGGUUUUGUGAGCAUAGCGUGCUGUGCUGAUUCAGAUUAUACAGAUCCAAAGACUUCAGUAAAUUACACGUCAGAUUUUAGUUUCUACCCAGAUAAAACAAACUGCGUAGACACAAUUAAGCCCGUGGAGAACCAUGGGAAAGCUAGAGUGUUUGAUAUAGAUAAAGGAAAAAGAUGUUACAACUUGCCAACAAUUAAGGAUCAAGCAUAUCUGCUCAGGGGCGCAUUUCCAUCUGAUGACUCUCUGAGUGUAUCUCCGAAUUCCUCUUUUGUUGUUACGAUUGGGGUUACCUUAUUAGGUGUGGUAAAUAAACCAUCUCAGGACGUGGAAUUACUUGAAGGAAUUUUCAGAGCUACAAAGAAUUACACGAGUUUCUGCUUAGUUGCGGAAGCCGGAAGUCCUUAUGUUUCACUUAUUGAAGUGAGGCCGUUUGGAGAAGAGUACCUACUGGAUUCCCCUUCAAGUGUCCUAAAAGUGAUCACAAGAAAUAACUUAGGGGCCACCGGAGAUGACAUCAGGUACCCGCUUGACCGAAGUGACAGAAUCUGGAAAGCUACUUCAAGUCCGUCAUCUUCUCACGUAUCAUCGAAUGCAAACAUUUCCAGCCACAAUGCUAAUUCGACACCUCCUCUACGAGUCUUACGAACCGCUCUUACGCAUGCUGAUAGGUUGGAAUUCUUCCACAGUGGCCUCGACCCUGAGAAUUCCGAAUACCGUGUGAUUCUCAGCUUUCUUGAAUUGAAUAAUAGCGUCGGACGAAGCAAAAGGGUGUUUGAUAUUUACGUGAACGGGGUGAUCAAAGUGCCGAAGUUUGACAUAUUUGCUGGUGGAUCGAAUUACAGACAAGCUGUUUUGAACUUGUCGGCAAAUGGGUCGCUGAAUCUUACCUUGAGCAAGGCUUCUGGGUCUGAGAAUGGACCGCUUUGUAAUGCAUACGAGAUCCUGAAGGUCAUCCCCUGGAAACAGGAGACCAACCAAACAGACUCGGAAGUGAUGUUGAAGGUGAGAGAGCAAUUGUUAGAGAAUAACGGAGGAAAUAAAGAGCUGGAGAGUUGGAAUGGAGACCCUUGCAUUAUGUUUCCAUGGAAGCAUGUAGGAUGUGAUCGUUUAAGUGGUCAACUUGUUAUCACUAAACUGGAUCUUUCUUCAAGUAAUCUCCGAGGACCAAUUCCUUCCAGUAUCACUGGGUUGUCCAACUUAAAAAUACUGAACCUGAGCUACAAUAGCUUAAGUGGGAAUAUCCCCACAUUUCUGCCUUCAUCUUUGCUUACAUCAAUAGAUCUGAGCCACAAUGAUCUCACAGGAUCGCUUCCAUGGACCCUUCCCUUACUGCCACAACUGAAGUCCUUGUAUUUUGGCUGCAAUAAGCGCAUGGACAAGGAGAUUCCAACUUCCUUAAACAGCUUAGAAAAUACAGAUUACGGAAGUUGCAAACCUGGAGACACAGGAAUUUCACAAAAGCAUAUCAUCAUUGGCACUGUUACAUGUGGAUUGCUCCUGUUCAUUUUGGCCGUUGGAAUUCUUUUUGGUUGCCAUAGAAGAGGAAAAUUAGUCCCCUGGAAAGCAUCUGAUGAAAAGGGAUACCCACCAACCACAAAUUUAAUCUUCUCUUUAACCAGUAAAGAUGAUUUCUUCGUCAAGUCAGUGUCCAUUCAAACAUUCACGCUUGAAUACAUAGAGGCAGCCACCCAAAACUACAAAACUUUGAUUGGUGAAGGAGGGUUUGGGUCUGUUUACCGUGGCACCCUAGAAGAUGGCCAACAAGUGGCAGUGAAGGUCCGUUCAGCCACAUCAACUCAGGGGACUCGUGAAUUUGACAACGAGGUAAACUUGCUCUCUGCUAUACGCCAUGAGAACCUGGUGCAUCUUAUUGGUUACUGUUGUGAAAAGGAUCAACAAAUUCUCGUGUAUCCUUUUAUGUCCAAUGGUUCUUUACAAGAUAGGCUUUAUGCAGGGGAACCAGCAAAGAGAAAACCAUUAGACUGGCCAACCAGGUUAUCUAUUGCUCUGGGUGCAGCUCGAGGUUUGUCGUAUCUCCAUACAUUUUCGGGACGUUCUGUUAUACACAGAGACGUCAAAUCAAGCAACAUACUUCUGGAUCACAGCAUGUGUGCCAAGGUAGCAGACUUUGGUUUCUCAAAAUAUGCUCCUCAGGAAGGAGAUAGUGGUGCUUCUCUUGAAGUAAGAGGAACCGCAGGAUAUAUGGACCCUGAGUACUACACAACACAGCAAUUAUCGGCAAAGAGUGAUGUCUUUAGCUUCGGCAUGGUUCUACUUGAAAUUGUGAGCGGCCGGGAACCUCUCAACACACGAAGACCACGAGAUGAGUGGAACUUGGUAGAAUGGGCUAAACCAUACAUAAGGGCGUCAAAGAUCGAUGAAAUUGUGGAUCCUAACAUCAAGGGAGGAUAUCAUGCAGAGGCCAUGUGGAGAGUUGUGGAAACAGCACUGUCAUGUAUUGAACCAUUCUCAGUGCAUCGACCAAGCAUGGCUGAUAUUGUACGUGAGUUGGAGGAUGCUCUGAUUAUAGAAAACAAUGCAUCAGAAUACAUGAAGUCCAUAGAAAGCCUUGGAGGAUCAAAUCGCUAUUCCUUUGUAAUAGAGAAGAAGAUUGUAACCCCAUCUCCAUCCACAACAGAAUCAACCGUCUCGCCUAAAACCAUGUCCCACCCACAUCCCAGAUAGCAGCAAAUAUGGGCGAAUGAGAAUCCUUUUGAUUCGUUAGUGAUAAUCACUCUAGUCAUGUCACAUUCUAAAUGAUGAGGGAGACAAUGAUAACAAAUAGGUUCAGAUCAAAAUAUGCAGCGUAAGUGUAUUUGAGUAACACAUUGAAAGUACUUUCCCCAAAUUGUUGAAUUUGGAGAAAGCAAAUGUGGGUUUGGGUGUUUGUCACAGUAAAAAUAUGGUGAGAUGGCGAACACCGUUACUAAAGCCACUAGUAAAGAACACCAACGACGGGUUUUGGCCGUGAGUAUUUCAUUAAUCAACUCAUUGACAGCUCAAGAAAGCUUUCGAUGGAACUAUGAACAUCUGGAAUGUCAGGGAAUAGCAAAGAUGGAAGCGAAUUAAUGAUGAACUCUCAGUUUAACCAAAAAGCUGCAAAGGGCUUCUAUUUUCUCUUUCUGUUUUGUUUUAUUUCCAUCUAACAUCAAUUGAUGUAAUGAGUUUAAUAUGUUGACCCAGUGGAUCUGGACUCUGUAAUACGACAACACAAAAACCCGAGGGGAACAAGACUAGAACUUUGAUGCUUUUGUGAAGCCUUUUAUCAUGGAUUGUUUCCUCAUGAGUUCAUCCCCAAAGUAGUGCAGUUUUGAGUUAUACCAUUUCAGAUAACCGGUUAAUAAAUACCUGCCUCCAUCCACAAAUUACUGCUUCAU